AUGCAUUCUUACUUCACCUCAGUUAAAGUUGGUUUCUGGAGUUUAAAACACUAUGUCGACUGGAUUAUAAAGAAUGAAAGUGAAUUACCGUUAUGGGAAACGUGUUUGGCUGACUUUUACGGCUCGUCGGAAUUUAUAGUUAACCAUAGAUCAUUACCACGACUCGAUCGUGUUGUUGCUGAAAAAAUCCUAAAAGCUAAAGAGCUUCCCGAAACCAAGGAACUUAUUGAAGACCUUCGAAUACCAUACGAACGGGCAUACGACGGAAAAUAUGGAAAAUCUAUUUAUAAGGCUGUGCAUGUGCAACAGGAAGAGAAUAUAUUUGUUUCAGCGAGCAAAAAAAUGCGAACGAAAAAGGAGAAGGUUCAGGGUGAAGAGUGUGUCUCGAAAAAUGAGAAUUGCCUUCUUAUUUCGGAGGAAUCGGAAUUCUUUCCAAAUGAUUAUAACAAAGAAAAUAUUGACGAUGAGGAUGAAUUCGAUGUCAUGGACAAAAAUCUUUACACGGAAAGGAAAUGGAAGCUAGAGUCAGGAAGGUUUGUUGAAGAUGUACUCUAUGAGCUUGGAAUGAAAUGCCGAUACUACAAUCUUGUUCACUCUUUCAUACUCGAUCCUACGGAUGAGUUUAUUAAAAACGCAUUCAAAGAAAAGGAGUUAUCUGAAAUAAUUAAUAAGGAGAACGGGAAUGAUCCACUGGAAAUUGAUGAUGAGAUCCUCGAGUACAUAAACACAUUCGCAAAGGACUCUACAAAGGAAAUACGAAUAGCGUUGAAUACGCCACAUCGCCGACUUGGGAGCAAUUACAAUCCACAGAAUGAUUUUGUCUACGAGCACGUAAGAACGACGGUUUCUGAUUGGGUCCGACUUCUCGAAAUGCAACCAAAUCCAUUAGCUUUGGACAUGCCAGAGGCAUGGUAUCGCAUAAAUGUUUGGAGGUCGAUCGAUAUCGCGUUUUCGGAUACGCCAUAUACUUACGUUGUUGGAGGUGAGAAAGCCGGAUUAGCUUCUUCUGAGAGAAAAAAUCGUCACAGGACUUUGUCGAACACUGAACUGAUCCAACGAAAAGCGAUCGGAAAAAAGGGAGACGCAUACAUUAGAACUAUUGGGUCGACAUCAACGGACUGGGGGGCAUCAGAAGCAGGUCAUAAGUGGGAAGGUACGUCUGGUACUAAGCUAAUAAAAGAAUUGGGGCUAACCUUGCCGAGAACUCUUAAAGAUAUUUUAAUCCAUCUUGCUGGAAAGAUUCAUUUUGCUGAAGAAAAGCUGAGGAAGCUGAACAUAGUCGGCUUCGCUCACGCAGGUGCGGUGUUGAUUAGGACAAAUCUUGACUGCCCAGCUGGAUACACCUGCAGAUAUACGAAAGGAGAUCCACUUGAAGUUUAUGCUGAUGCAAAUAACUUUAGUAAAUCCUUGGACGUGCUGAUCGAGAUAAUAUGUGGCAAGCUCCUAAUACUUAAGACGAUGAAAGUUAUAAACGGUGGUAUGGACAGUCAAAACAACAUUGCAAGAUGGAAACAACGGGUAAAGUCAGAGAGUUCGGAUGUUUCUAUAACAAUACCUGACGUUCAUCCAUCACCGAAGAAAUGGAGAAUGGUACAGGUUCCGAGUUCGAAGAAAAAGAAGAUUAGUUCUCGUUCACACCCAUUAAAUGAUUCUCAAAAAACCAAUGCACUGGAGGAAAGUGUCUUGGCCAUGCCUGCGCAACAGAGCCCUAAAAAUACUUGCAUUAUAUAUAUUGAAAUACAGUACCUCUCAGAGGACAUUCUUCGUGAAGAGCCAGAUUUUUCAUCGAUUAAAUCACUUUUUUCUCAUAUUCAUUCGAAAAAAGAAAAGCCGUCAGGGUAG
Molecule: messenger RNA, 1842 nt
Organism: Cetraspora pellucida
Lineage: Eukaryota; Fungi; Glomeromycota; Glomeromycetes; Diversisporales; Gigasporaceae
Source: the annotation of a GenBank genome assembly